AUGUACGCCGUGCUGAGAGUCGUCAUCGGUGAUGUGAUUCCGGGCAAAUCCCUUGAAAAUACGGUAUCAAGAAGAUUCGCAUCAACAAAGCAACAGUUGUCCAAACAAAAACAGCAUUAUCGGAAGCGCUCCUCAUCACGAGGGCGCUCUGGUAGCCGUUCUCGCAGUCGUUCUCCAUCUGAUAAAAGAGCAAAACGUGGAGAUGACAGACGUUCUAGAAGUAGGGACAGAGACCGUAGACGUGAGAGAUCGCGGAGUAGGGACAAGAGGAGGUCUCGAUCGCGUGACAGAAAACGGGUGAGGCGCUCAAGAAGUAGAGAGAGGGAAAGGAGCAGAGAGAGAAGACGAUCACGCAGCCGAGAGAGACGACGAUCUAGAAGCCGAAGCAGAGGCAGACGGUCUCGAUCUUCUAGCCCUGGCAAGAACAAGAAAGUAGAAAACAGAUCACGCUCUACAGAAAAGAUAGAAGGUGUGGAAGUUAACAAAGAUAAGAAAAAAGAGAAAGAGGACAAGGAAGAAGAAAAAGAUAAAGAUGUAAAUAAUUUUGAUCAGAACAAACUGGAAGAGGAAAUGAGAAAACGAAAAGAAAGAGUAGAAAAAUGGAGAGAAGAACAGCGCAAGAAAGCUAUGGAAAAUAUAGGAGAAUUGAAGAAAGAAAUUGAAGAGAUGAAGCAGGGGAAGAAAUGGAGCUUAGAAGAUGAUGAUGAUGAUGAUGAAGAAACUGCAGAAGGAGAAAAGGAAGGUAAUGAAAUUGAAGAUGAAGAAUUAGAUCCACUAGAUGCAUAUAUGGAAGAAGUAAAAGAAGAGGUCAAGAAGUUUAAUAUGAGAAGUGUAAAAGGUGGAGCUGGAAGUGAAAAGAAAUCAGGCCCAACAGUUACAAAAGUUGUAACUGUAGUGAAAACCAAAAAAGCCUCCCCAGAGACUGAAAAGAAGAAAGGAGAACUCAUGGUGAAUGAUCAAGAUGCAAUGGAGUAUUCCUCUGAAGAGGAGGAAGUUGAUCUCCAGACUGCGCUGACAGGCUACCAAACGAAACAUAGGAAAUUGCUGGAACCAGUGGAUCAUGGGAAGAUUGAAUAUGAGCCCUACAGGAAAAACUUCUAUGUCGAAGUUCCAGAGCUAGCAAAAAUGACCCAGGAAGAGGUAAAUGCAUACAGACUGGAAAUGGAAGGAAUUACAGUCAAGGGUAAAGGAUGUCCCAAGCCAAUCAAAACCUGGGUACAGUGUGGUAUUUCUAUGAAAAUUCUGAAUUCCCUGAAAAAACAUGGCUAUGAAAGGCCCACCCCUAUCCAAGCCCAAGCUAUACCUGCAAUUAUGAGUGGACGUGAUUUAAUCGGCAUUGCUAAAACAGGAAGUGGAAAGACUAUUGCAUUUCUGCUGCCCAUGUUCAGACACAUCAUGGAUCAGAGAUCAUUAGAAGAAGGAGAAGGUCCAAUUGCUGUCAUUAUGACACCUACUCGAGAACUAGCUUUACAGAUAACAAAGGAGUGUAAGAAAUUCUCAAAGACCCUUGGGGUUAGAGUCGUGUGUGUAUAUGGAGGAACAGGAAUAAGUGAACAGAUUGCUGAACUGAAAAGGGGUGCGGAAAUAAUAGUUUGCACACCUGGCCGUAUGAUUGAUAUGUUAGCAGCUAAUAAUGGUCGGGUAACAAAUCUUCGGAGAGUGACAUACGUUGUCCUUGAUGAAGCAGAUAGAAUGUUUGACAUGGGCUUUGAACCUCAGGUUAUGCGCAUUGUAGACAAUGUGAGACCUGAUCGUCAGACUGUGAUGUUUUCUGCUACUUUCCCUAGAGCCAUGGAGGCUUUAGCUCGCCGUAUUCUAAGCAAACCAAUCGAGGUCCAAGUUGGUGGCAGGAGUGUUGUCUGUUCAGAUGUUGAACAGAGAGUGAUUGUCAUAGAGGAAGAGAACAAAUUUUUGAAAUUGCUUGAGCUACUAGGACAUUAUCAGGAAAAAGGAGCUGUCAUUAUAUUUGUGGAUAAACAAGAACAUGCUGAUGGGUUGCUGAAAGACUUGAUGAGAGCCUCUUACCCCUGUCUUUCGCUUCAUGGAGGUAUUGAUCAAUAUGACAGAGACAGCAUAAUCAAUGAUUUUAAGAGUGGAGUAUGCAAACUGCUUGUGGCUACAUCAGUAGCAGCCCGAGGUCUUGAUGUAAAACAUCUUAUGCUUGUAAUCAACUACAGUUGUCCUAAUCAUUAUGAGGAUUAUGUGCACAGGGCAGGCAGAACUGGGCGUGCAGGCAAUAAAGGUUAUGCAUAUACGUUCAUAACUGAAGAUCAAGCACGGUAUGCUGGUGAUAUAAUUAAAGCUUUGGAGUUGUCAGGUACUACAGUUCCUCCUGAGUUAGAAAAACUUUGGAAUGACUUCAAAGAUCAGCAGAAAGCUGAGGGGAAAACAAUAAAAAAGAGUAGUGGCUUCUCUGGUAAAGGAUUCAAGUUUGAUGAAACAGAAGAAGCUUUGGCUAAUGAGCGGAAGAAGUUACAGAAAGCUGCACUUGGCUUGCAGGAUUCAGAUGAUGAAGAUACAGCAGUUGAUAUUGAUGAGCAGAUUGAAAGCAUGUUCAAUUCAAAGAAAAGAGUGAAGGACAUGGCAUCAUCUGGUGGUACAUCUAAUGUUCCUGCACCAACAGCAGGAAAUGCAGAAAAAUUAGAAAUUGCUAAGAGAUUGGCAUUGAGAAUCAAUGCACAGAAGAAUCUUGGAGCCGAGGCACAAGUAUUGGUCUCUUUUCAGUUUAAGGAUGUGAUGCAGCAAGCUACAAACGCUAUCCUGAGGGGUGGCACAAUUCAAGCUCCAACAGUUUCUGCAAAAACUAUUGCAGAGCAACUAGCUGAGAAGAUCAACGCCAAGCUCAAUUAUGUGCCCAUAGAAAAACAAGAAGAGGAGAAACAGGAGGGGGGACAAAAUGAAUCCUUUAAGAGAUAUGAGGAAGAACUGGAGAUCAAUGAUUUCCCUCAGACUGCUAGAUGGAAAGUAACCUCAAAGGAAGCACUGCACAGAAUAAGUGAAUAUUCUGAAGCUGCCAUUACAAUCAGAGGAACCUAUUUUCCUCCAGGCAAAGAGCCCAAGGAGGGGGAAAGAAAAAUUUACUUGGCUAUUGAGAGCGCCAAUGAAUUGGCUGUUCAGAAAGCAAAGGCAGAAAUCACUAGGCUUAUCAAAGAAGAGCUUAUUCGAUUGCAAAAUUCAUACCAACCAACCAACAAAGGAAGAUACAAAGUUUUAUAAAUAUUUGGAGCAACUCUCUCUACCAGUUUCUCAUUUGUGAAACAUUUUUGUUUACCUUUGUUGUUUACUGCUUAUUUGUACAUUACUUUUUAAAAAUACUGUAAUUUGAUUAAAGAUCAAGAUCAAAAUUCUUUCGGUGGGGGAUUGUUUUCUGCAUAUAGAACCAGAGUUUCAGAUGAGCAUAAUUAAACUUGUUUCACUUGUAUUGUUUCCAUUUUCAACUUACUGAAUAAAGCCAGUUAAUAAUCUUCCUGAAAAGUA
Messenger RNA from Python bivittatus (Burmese python), 3477 nucleotides. Lineage: Eukaryota; Metazoa; Chordata; Lepidosauria; Squamata; Pythonidae. The record is from RefSeq and is a predicted model, not a curated record.